Molecule: messenger RNA, 1314 nt
Organism: Acomys russatus (golden spiny mouse)
Lineage: Eukaryota; Metazoa; Chordata; Mammalia; Rodentia; Muridae
Gene: Crlf2
Product: cytokine receptor like factor 2
Biological process (GO): cytokine-mediated signaling pathway
Cellular component (GO): external side of plasma membrane
Molecular function (GO): cytokine receptor activity; protein binding
Source: RefSeq, a predicted model, not a curated record
CCCAGGCUCCAGCUGAGGAACACCCUCAGGCACUAUUGGGCUGUCCACCCCACCCCGUUGUGACAUCAUCUGUCCGGUGGUCCCGCCCCCAGGUGAUGUCAUGAAUGUCAGCAUCAUCUGCUACGACCGAGAGACCAUGGAGGUCACGUGGGACCCUACCACCCACUUGGGGACCAACUUGAGCCUGGAGUUCCGGUGAGCCAGCACCUGGGCCCACCCGUUGCCACUCACUUCCAGUAACAGACACGUACCUACCCCUUCCACUUGCCACUUCCUGUGUCUGCCUGUCCCCGUCCCCUCCCAUGAUGCCUUGUUCUCUGGCAGUUAUCCCAUAAGGCAGCAGGAGCCGCAUCCCUGUCCUCACUACUUCCUGCUUGGGGGAUUCACUUCUGGGUGCACCUUCCCUGCAAGGCGAGAUCUGUUGGAGGUCACCAUCCGGAAAGGGAGGCGUGAGGUUUUCAAGCGGACAAACAAGGCAUGGAACUACCUGAAGCCCCGCCCCCUGCAAAACGUCACGCUCCAUUGGCUGGAGGACUCUGUCGUCGUCACGUGUCGCCCCCAUCCUUACAGCAACCUCCUGUAUGAGGUGCAGCACCGCAGCUUCGUGGACCCAGAGUGGCAGACAGAGUCAGCGACCUCCUGCAACGUGACGGUUGGCGGGCUUGACCAUGAACGCUGCUAUGACUUCCGGGUCAGGGCGACGCCCCAGAAUUUUUACUAUGGACUCCAGGCGCGCCCAAGUGAUUGGUCCCACGUGAUCCGCUGGGAGGCAGGGCAGCGCGAAGGCUCCUGCCCGUACCCGGCGCCGCCCAGACCCAGACCCCAACCCCUCCCGAUCGUCUGUGGCCUUGCGAUGCUGCUGACACUGCUGCUGCUCCUGUUGCUGCUGCGGCUGCGAAGGGUAAAGAAUGUCCUCAUGCCAUGCGUGCCUGAUCCCAAAGGCUCCUUUCCCGGGCUGUUCGAGAAGCAUCAUGGGAAUUUUCAGGAGUGGAUCGCCGACACGCAGGCCAUAGCCCCGGUGCCAAAGCUAGAAGUUAGCGCCGAGGACGAUGACAUCAUCCUACCCCAAGGGAAAGGGGCGGAGCCUGAGGGUGAUGUGCCCGCGGGGUUUCCCGAGCUCAUGCACCAGGACCCGAGAGGCGGAGCCCAGUUGUCGGUGGGCGGGUUCACGUUCCUGACAGAUGACAGCGCGUACAUGACCUUGUGACCCCAGGCGACCUUGGCGUCCCCGUAGCAUUGCCGUGUCAGAGCAAAGGUCAGUGUGUGGAGAAGCUGUCCCCUGUCCACCACGCCUUAGGCCUUCCCUUGUCAAUC